Messenger RNA from Erinaceus europaeus (western European hedgehog), 1117 nucleotides. RefSeq names its product short-chain dehydrogenase/reductase family 16C member 6-like. Gene Ontology annotation, cellular component: lipid droplet. Lineage: Eukaryota; Metazoa; Chordata; Mammalia; Eulipotyphla; Erinaceidae. The record is from RefSeq and is a predicted model, not a curated record. The transcript has 7 exons. The coding region runs from base 128 to 1075 and encodes 315 amino acids. Gene Ontology annotation, molecular function: oxidoreductase activity, acting on the CH-OH group of donors, NAD or NADP as acceptor.
GUGAAACCAAAAAUCAUUUAAGAGUCAGCUUCCAGGGGUGGAUAUUCACUGUGUGUUCUUCAACACGUGUAAGGACACUUGUCCUAGAGUAGAGCAUCACUGCAGGACAUUUUUUCAUUGACUCAACAUGGAUGCCGUUCUAGAUACUGCCAUAUUUUUUGGAAAAUUUUUUUAUCAUUUUUUGGAAUCCAUAACUUACAAAAUAAUUCCCAAGAGAAAAAAGGAUGUUUCUGGAGAGAUUGUACUUAUAACAGGAGCUGGAAGUGGGAUUGGGAGACAGUUGGCCAUAAACUUUGCCCGCCGUGGAGUCACUUUAGUUCUGUGGGAUAUUAAUCAAGAAAACAAUAUGGAAACUUACAGACUAGCCAAAGAAAAGGGGUGUGUGGAAGUAUUUGCCUAUAAAUGUGACUGCAGCAACAAGACAGAUAUCUACAGAGUUGCAGAUCAGGUUAAGGGGGAAGUUGGUAAUGUGACAAUCCUAAUUAACAAUGCCGGAGUCGUGACAGGAAAAUACUUCCUCCAGAUUCCAGAUCACAUGGUGGAGAGGUCAUUCCUUGUCAACGUCUUGUCUCAUUUCUGGACUUGUAAGGCAUUCCUUCCUGCUAUGAUUGAAGCUAACCAUGGUCACUUGGUCUGUAUUUCUAGUGCAGCAGGAAUGUCUGGUAUUUGUGGACUAACAGAUUAUUGUUCAAGUAAAUUUGCAGCAUUAGGUUUUGCAGAGUCUCUCUAUUAUGAAUUAAUAUUGGAAAAGAAACUUAAUAUUAAAACCACCAUUGUUUGCCCAUAUUUCAUCAAAACCGGAAUGUUUAGUGGCUGUAUAACCAAAUAUCCAUUUUUGUUGCCCAUGAUGGAGCAAUCAUAUGUGGUCGAAGAAAUUGUAAAUGCUAUUUUAAAGGAAGAACUUUACUUAGUAUUACCCAAAUUUCUGUCCUUCACACUGUUAGUUAAACAGUUUUUGUCUCCAAAAAUGACACUUGAUCUAGCUGAAUACCUUGGAAUGGACACUAGCAUGAAAGAUUUCUGUAGCAGAGAAGCAAAUGAAGUUGAAAUUGAAGAUGAAAAGAAACUACUAUAACCCAAUUGUUAAAUAAAAUAAUGAAAAUAAGUGUUAUAAAGA